Molecule: messenger RNA, 1550 nt
Organism: Dermacentor andersoni
Lineage: Eukaryota; Metazoa; Arthropoda; Arachnida; Ixodida; Ixodidae
Source: RefSeq, a predicted model, not a curated record
AGGGCGUCUCCACCGCCUAUAAAACGCGCGUCCUCCUUCCCUGGGGACCUUGUGCACGGUCAGGGACACGCACACAAACACACCAUGGCCGGGAGAACGGGACCAUCGCUGCUGGCAUUGCUCGUGGUAGUGCUCUUAGUGGCGCCAAGCUCCGAGAAGAAGCUGCUCAAGCUGGCGCUACUGAUGUCCGGAGGCACCACCUUCAUCCCCAUACCAGUGCCGCUCAACAAGAAGGUGCAGCACACCAAGUUUGUGCCCUACAACAUGCCGUACCCAGUGCCCGUGCCGGUCCACACGCACGAGCACGUGAGCCACGGCGGCAAACACGCGCAUGUCAACUAUGAGCCCAAGCACGACCACUCCAGGAGCAAAGUAGUGGUCAUAGACGGCGACCGCCACGGUGGAGGGCACUACGGUGGGGGCCACUACGGUGGGGGGCACUACGACGACGGCUACUGGUGACCGCAUUGACGAACCCUCUCCGAGAGCCCCCAAUGAAACAUAUCCGGGUUGUGAAGCUUCAGCCCGACCUCGUCGCCAUGUGUCUAAGAGCCACUGCGUCGAAGCGUACGAGAGCGUCAACACCUGUCAUUUUUUUUCGAACUCGAAUGAAUUUCAGGCGCCGUAUCAAACUCGCAGAGAGGCGAGGAUACUCAAGAAACGGCUAUCGAAACGGGUAUUUUAUGGUAUUUCACUGUAACAGGGUAUAUUGAAAGCGUGGAGAGAGAUGAAAUCUACGACUACAAUAGUAUGUUACGUGCGUCCCUUAAAUGUUGUGCCGGCGACAACAUUGUGAUAAAGAGCGAAAAGAACCCAAUUUGCAUAUUCUGAUGGCUUAUGUCUUAGUGGGUGGAUCAGUUAGAUCCUCCGCCCAACCCCCCCCCGGCCCCCUUUGUUUUUGUUUUACUGAGACGAAAAGGAACAGGGGAAUCGUUGUCGAUGCUACUGCAGACAACCACACUUUUGCACUUAGAAUUAUCGCACACGAAAUUGUCGCCAAGAUGAUGAGAUUGUGGUCCACCUCUAAAACGUCUGUUGUUGUAAUCGUACUCAUCAAUGUACAUUCACUUGUUCUUUGUGGACAUCUCUACCAUGUACUGUGAGAUGCUGAUAUGAUAAAUUGUAUGAUUCCUGAUCCUUUAGUAGACAGCCUUUGAAUGGAAAUCUGAGGUAUCGCUGCGCGGCCAAAAGCUAUCCACUAUAGAGGGUCCCGAAAGAAUCGAGAACCAAUAUCGCGUCAGUGACUGAUUUAUUUGGUUAUAUUGAAGAUGUUGGUGACUUUUGUCGCCGGCUUUUCCAGAAUAUUGUGAUUUCCUUGCGCCAAGGAGGUUUCAAUAUAAUUUCCUUGGCUUGUGCAAACGACGCCCAUGUGGAUCAUGUGUAUGAGUUGGCUGCAGAGACAGGUGGACAGAAAUUGUACAAAUGCGUCUUCGAAUGUUAGCAUGUUCCAUUCCAGCAAUUUUACUUCUCCUUCGCGAUUACCUUAUGUGGGGAACUGUCUUUGUUUGGAAACUGUAAAUAAAUAUUCAUGAAUGGUGUUGCUUUCCUUG